This is a messenger RNA of Cygnus olor (mute swan), 2192 nucleotides long. RefSeq names its product innate immunity activator (gene INAVA). NCBI's taxonomy places the organism in Eukaryota, Metazoa, Chordata, Aves, Anseriformes, Anatidae. The transcript is spliced from 9 exons. The coding region runs from base 130 to 1902 and encodes 590 amino acids. Gene Ontology annotation, biological process: positive regulation of protein ubiquitination; adherens junction maintenance. The record is from RefSeq and is a predicted model, not a curated record.
GCAGCAGAGCCGCAGCGAGCGCCCGCGCCGACGGCCCCGCCGCGCCCAGGACCUACAGGAAGGCAAAGCAAACACGGCCUCGCCUUCCUCCCCCACCGGCACGGCGGCCGUGGCGGAGCCGUAGGGGCGAUGCUGCGGGCCGGGGGGAGCGCGGGGGGGGCAGCACCCAUGGGUGCUCACCGGGGGCUGGCGCGGGGACACGGCGUCUGCUCGCUGUCGCCCGCAGGGUGCGGCAUGGAGGGCAGGGAGGAGGCGAGCGACACCGACAGCGGGAUCAUGCUGCACUCGGGCCCCGGCAGCCCGGUGUCCCCGCUGAAGGAGCUGGCGCAGCGGGUGCGGCGGCAGCAGCAGGCGCUGGAGGCGUGCGUGCAGGAGCUGCGGCGGCUCUGCCUGCGCGAGGCGGAGCUGACGGGGACGCUGCCCCGCGAGUUCCCCCUGAAGGCCGGCGAGAAGCCCCCCAAGGUGCGGCGCAGGAUCGGUGCCGCCUUCAAGCUGGACGAGACCCUGGUGCUGCGCGGGGCGGACCCGCUGAGCGCCCUGGAGCGGGACCUGGCGCUGCAGCUGCAGAUCGCCAAGGCCGCCCACCGCCUGUGCCGGGAGGAGAACAUCAGCAAGCAGCUGCGCCGGAGGAGGAAGACGGCGGCGCUGAAGGAGGAGAAGAAGCUGAAGGAGCUGGAGAACACCCUCAGCCAGUGCCGCCUCCUGGCCGGCCGCCGGCCCCUGCCCGCCAGCGGCUCCGGGGGUGCUCAGGAGCUCAGCGCCUCGGACGAGAGCUCGCUGUCGGAUGCCGUCCUGCUGGAGGAGGAGGAGACGCAGCCGCCGGGACCCGGCACCCCGCGGGGGUCCCCAUCUCCAUCCCCGUCCCCAUCCCCGCGGCCCCGUUCAGGCCCCGAGGAGCGCGCUGAGGUGGAGGGGCCGGGGCACCCACCCACACCUGCCAGCCCCUGGAGGGAGACCAGCCUCGACGGGCCCUACGAGAAGGCCAAGAAAGCCGGCGAUGACCCUGGGGACAGCGAAACCUGGGGGGCCCGGUGCUGCCCCACGUCCCCACCCGCUGUCGCCACCGCCCCCGGCAGCCCUGACCUCGCAGCCUCGCUGGCGCCCAGGACCGCGGAUGUCCCUCCGUACCGCUUCGUCCCCAUCCGGACCCUGGUGCUGUGCCGGCAGGUGGGCUCCAGCGCCCCCAGCACCCCGGAGCCACCGAGCCGGCGGGGACAAUCCCAGUCCCUGAGGGUGGAGGCGCGCUGGGAGCCCGGCGAGCUGCGGGGCCGCAGCACCGCUCCCCGCCGCCGCCCCACGUACUACACGGUGACGGUGCCCACCUCCUGCUUGCCGGCCCCCGGCCCCACGCAUCGCUCCGGCUCCGACGACAGCAUCUCCGACGUCUCCAGCAUCUCCCACGCCACCUCCCCGGGCAGCAGCAGCCCCGACGUCUCCUUCCCGCGCCCCCCAGCCCCGCCGCCCCUCGCCGAACCCGGUUACUACCCCCGGGGCGCCCCCCGGCUCCUGCCACCCCCCGGCCCCCCGGCUUUCCUCUACGAGCAGGAUCUGGCCCCGCUGCGCUACCAGCGCCUGGUGCCCUCGCACAGCCGCAUCGUGCGCACCCCGUCGCUCAAGGACUACGCGCCGGCGGGCGCCCGCGGGCUCUCCAAGGCGGCGGUGACGGAGGAGCUCAAGUCGUGGCACCAGCGCGCCCGGCUGCGGGGCGCCCGGCCCCACUCCCUCGACAGGCAGGGCGCCUUCCGGGGACCCCGCGGCGGGACCCCCCGUGACGGCCCCCCCAUCCGUGGGGCCCCGCUGCGGGCUCAGGCGCCCCCGAUCCGUGUCCUGCGGCGCUCCCCGGACGGCGUGCCCGUGCAGGUCUACGUGCCUGAGAACGGCGAGAUCGUCACACAGGUGUGAGCACCCCCCCCCCCCCGCCCGGGGGGGCACGGCCUGGCUGGCCCAGGGCGCUGGGGACAGGGGGACGGGGCCGUCCUGCCCUCCCUCCACCCUCCCUGGGCUUGGGGACAUGGCGGGGGGGGAGGCAUGGCUGCCCCCAGCACCCUGUGGUGCCCAGGGCUGGGACGGGGUGGCCGGGGCUGGCCCCCACCCGCUGUCCCGUGUCCCCUCACCGGUGACCCCAAGAGGGUCUGUGGUGCAAAGGUGGUGUAAUUCGGGCUUUUUUCUCUAAUAAACGUGGUCAUUUGGGA